Molecule: messenger RNA, 1473 nt
Organism: Ostrea edulis (European flat oyster)
Lineage: Eukaryota; Metazoa; Mollusca; Bivalvia; Ostreida; Ostreidae
Exons: 2
Coding region: 263-964 (233 amino acids)
Source: RefSeq, a predicted model, not a curated record
GUUCUCCAAACGGAAAUAACUUGGACGUAUCUCGAAACCGGCGUAUUGAACCCUAAACCGCAUUAAAUUGCCGCCUAACCCGCCAGUGAUUUUUUAUGUUAUGGAAGGGACUGUGUGUAUUGUAAUUGUGGGAUGGUUCUGAAUAUACUAUAGAAUAGGUCUAAAUGUAUUGAGAGAAUGGUUCGGAAUGCAUCAUGGGGGAUUUAGGAUGUAAUACCGAGUAUAGGAGAUUCACAGAUGUGGAGGUCGAUAAGUGGCAGACAUGGCGGAUAUCCAAAACGUGUUCCCAAAAUUACAGGACAAACGUUUGUCGCUGAUCGGGAAGCAGAUUCACCGGAUGAGAAAGACCACAUCCAUUAACAACGAUAAACUGAAAUGCAAAUGCAAUACAUAUGGAAAAGCCAUUGACAAAGACAAGCGCAGCUACGACUACAAGAUGUGGCAGAAAACUGUGCAUCAUAAACAGUUCUACACUCAUACGAAGGGGACACAGAGAUGUCUGAAACGGAUAAGGGACCAGGUGCCGGACCUGGACGACGAAAGUUGUCCGUUUGGAGUCUAUGGCGGUGUUUCUUUACGGGACUUGCAACCCCAAAUCAAUACGAUGAUUAAAGAUCACCACCCGAAAGUCCGCCGCCUGAAGAGAACCGAAAAACUUCUUUCUGAUGGAAAACAAGAUGGGCGUAUUAUGGAUCACCGAGAAGCCCGGGGUAUGCUGGAAACCAUCAUUAACAGGCCCUCCUUCCCGCCAAGACGAGAACGAGGCAUGACUGUAUACAUCAGAACAAGACGACCCUCAACAGUGGACACCAACGAAAUCACCAGCGCAGGCGCUAUCCGUCUUCCACCGAUCGCUGUCUCGAGAGAAAACACGAGGUCUGGCUUCAUGUUCCGACCAAAAACAAAAUCCGUUGCGUACAGAGAUCGUCCAAAAAGAGCCACCACAUUUGCUCUGGAUCUUUAGACCGUUUUGUUCCUUUUGACCUUUAAAACGCUUUGGAUCUUCAGAGCGUUUGGGAUCUUUAGACUGUAUAUAUUAGAACGUUCUGGAUCUUUAUGACGCUUUAGAUCUGUAGACUGUUUUGUUUCUCUGUUGGCUUUGGAUUUUUAAAUUGCUUUGCAUCCUCAGGACGUUUUGGAUCUUACACCGUUUACAUCUAGAACGCCUCAAAUGGAUCUUUAGGACGUUUUGCUUCUUUGGAUUCUUACUUACAUUAUAUACCUUGUUAAAAGUACAAUGCCUUUCUUGUCGUGUUAUCCAGAGAUAUUGCAGCUGCUUUAGUGCGAUAUUUUGUCUGAGCCAUCUCUGGCUCUUCACAACCUAACAGGGAAUACUCCAGAGAAGUUUAUAAUGGGACUUGAAAUAGCUUAGGAAUUUUUUUUUGCAAGGAGCAGAAGACUUUUUGGAAGUUCGGAAGCAUGUUUAUUUUGCUGUUGAUUUCGAAUGUUAGGUGGAAAUGAUGUGUUCAGAGA